Molecule: messenger RNA, 5217 nt
Organism: Ornithodoros turicata
Lineage: Eukaryota; Metazoa; Arthropoda; Arachnida; Ixodida; Argasidae
Exons: 2
Coding region: 1-5217 (1738 amino acids)
Biological process (GO): DNA integration
Molecular function (GO): nucleic acid binding; zinc ion binding
Source: RefSeq, a predicted model, not a curated record
AUGGUUCGCCUGACCGACCUGUUGGCUCAGCCCAAUCCAUCGGGCGAAGACGUCGAAGCUGUCCUCGAAUAUCUCAUCACGAAACGACAAGCUCUCUACGACCUUGAUCGCUCCAUCUUGGAGGCAACCCCAGAAGACGAGUUGGACGCAGAACUCAGCGGCGCAUUGGAAUACGAACAGAACCUCGAAGAGGCCAUCGCACGAGCACGUCGGUCGCUGCGACACAUCCCGACUUCGGCGCCCGUUGUCCAGCAGCGCUCUGAUGCCUCGAAGUCUGUCGCACUUCCGAAACUCCAGAUCCCAAAGUUCUCCGGCAAACUUCAGGAAUGGCAACAAUUUUGGGAGCAUUUCGACGUGUCAAUUCAUUCCAACCAGGCGCUAGCUGCUGUCGAGAAGUUCAAGUAUCUAGCGUCCUACCUCGUCGACGACGCGAGGCGCACUAUCGAAGCUCUUCGUCCGGUGACUUGUUCUGGACAGGUGUCCCAGUUAAGGCAUCUACUUGACGAGGUCUCCUUUCGCAAGUCUGCGUUGGCGGCGUUGGACGUUCCCAAGGAGCACUACGCCGUUAUCCUUGAACGCGUCAUCACGCGGUGCCUUCCUGAGGAUCUUUGUGUGCUCUUUCGUCAACGAAGGGUAGAUGCGACCGAUGCCUCACGUCGAGAACGCGGCGGCGACGAUACUACCAAUACCUCACGUCGAGACCGCGGAGGAGGUGGCGCAGUAGAUACGCCGACGGAAAACUUCGAGGCUCUUAUCUCCUUUCUCAAAGUCCAAGUCGAGACGCGGGAAGAAGUUGCCUUAACUCGUGCAACCGGUCAGGCCUCCCAGCGUCCGAGCCGAAGUCCAAGCAUUCUCCCUAGCCCGGCGACUGCCUCAGCCCUAGCAGCGACGAGCGGGCGUUCUCCGGGGCUAAUGGAUCAUCAGCUACGUCCGAGUUCUCGGCCACCGUCUGACUCGUGCCCAUUGUGUGGGUCCACCGAUCACCCGCUUCAGUCCUGUACAGUCUAUUUGUCCCCCGCCGACAAGAAGCUACGUAUAUCUCGAACAGGCAGAUGUUUUCGAUGCGGGAAACCUGGUCAUCCUUCAAGACUGUGCAGAACGGCAGCGCUGUUGUCCUGCGCCACUUGCCACGGCCGGCACCUUUCUGUACUGUGCGACAUCCAGAGGCGUGAUGCCCCGCAGCGCACCAGCGAGACACCCGUUUCUCAAUCGGGGAGGCAGAAUUCGACUCCGCAACCCCUCAGCCGAACUACGACAUCACUAGCCUCAAGUCUGCAGAAUACUGGGGGAAUUGCUCGGCUGCAAACUGCUACAGUGUGGGCGUCUGGCCCGGCGGGCAGAAGGCAAAUUCGCAUCCUCCUCGACACCGGAAGCCAGCAGACGUUCAUUCGACGUGACCUUUUGCAGCAGCUGAGGUGUGAGGUCGAGGGUGAAGAGAGUUUGUCUGUAUUCUCAUUUGCGGCGACGCAUCCCAAGCAUUACCGCUGCGAGCAGGUCACGGUGCGCCUCGAAUCCCUCUUCGAAAGCGACUCCGUUGUCGACUUAACGGCUCUUGGCGUCGACGACCUUUGCCACGUCGUUGUUCCUCCAUUGGGCAUCAAGACAAUCAGGGUGAUGCAAGAGCGCGGCUUGCCAUUUGCCGACACAUGUCACACCGCAGAGAUUGGAGUGUUGGUGGGAGCAGACUACUAUUGGAAGGUAGUCACCGGUAAUGUCGAACGCCUCGCUACCGACCUCAUAGCCGUUGAAACCAUCUUCGGAUGGAUUGUACAGAACGUCGGGGGUCCCGUCCGUGGAACGAUAUCAUCGUUGGUGUCAGUCUUCUUCCUCGCACACGAAGAUCAGGAUCACUUCGAGAGUAUUGACCCGUCAGAGAUGUGGCGUCUGGACGCCCUCGGUAUUGCCGACCACGUUGCCGGCGACGACGACUCCGUCGCCUCACUUUGCUUCUCAAGUCAAGUAGAAAAGCGUAAUGGCCGCUAUGUGGUUCCACUUAUGGUUAAGGGCUCUGGACUUCCAGCCGAAGCAAACAACCGGGUAACGGCGGCGCAGCGGCUGGUCGCGCAGUUGCGGCGUUUUCGUACUUCCCCGCAGCUACUUCUCAAUUACGAUUCCGUCAUUCGGGAAUACUUUGACGAGGGUCAUGCCGAACGGGUUGCUGAUGUUUCGAACCAAACCGACAACGUGUACUACAUGCCCCAUCACGCCGUGAUCCGGAAAGACGCCGUAACGACGAAGCUCCGCGUCGUCUUCGAUGCCUCGUCUCACUGCCCCGGCCAACCGUCUCUAAACAGUCUCCUCAUGAAAGGACCCAAGCUUAACGCCGACCUCAUACAUCUAUUACUAGUGUUUCGCUGCAGCACCGUCGUCCUCACGGCAGAUAUAAGAAAGGCGUAUCUACAAAUCAGUAUUCGAACAGAUGAUAGAGAUCUCCUCCGCUUCCUAUGGGUGCAGGACGUCGCCGCCCAUGAGAGCCCGCAGAUUGAGGAGUGGCGCAUGACCAGGGUCCCCUUCGGCGCCACAUCCAGCCCUUUCUUGCUGGCGGCAACGUUACAGCAUCAUCUCGCUUCCGUGGCCUCUCGAUACCCGAUGACUGUUCCACGGCUUUGUACAGGGUUCUACGUCGACGAUUUGGUUGUGGGAUGCACGUCAGAACCCGACGCCCUUCAAGUGUAUGGCGACACCAUUGACAUACUCCAGGAAGCCGGUAUGGAUAUACGGAAAUGGACUUCAAAUUCAUCCGCACUUCGCGAGCGGUUUCUGUCGGACGAGGUUUCCUACGACAACGCAUCCGAUGGCAACGCAACGAUCAAGGUGCUGGGCUUGUUGUGGGACCGGGACACAGAUAGUCUCACCUUUUCGGUCAAACGAGCACUCACGUUGUCUGCGUCCCAUCCUCCUACGAAACGUACGGUGCUCAAGACAUUCUCCCUCAUCUAUGACCCGCUCGGCUAUCUCGCACCCUUCAUCGUAACCGUCAAGCUCCUGUUUCAAAAUUUAUGGCGCAAGUCGUUGCCAUGGGACGCUGAGUUUGCAACGGAAGAUCUUGUGGUCUGGGAGAAAUGGAAGGCUGAACUGUCAGGCAUCGAUGCGUUGCACCUGUCGCGUAGCGUCUUUCCGCAGAGCAAGGCCCCGCUUGAUGUGCAUUGCUUCGCCGACGCUAGUCCCAAGGCCUACGGCACAACAGUAUACGUUCGCAGCCGCCCCAAUAACGGCACGACUUCUACGCGGUUGCUUUUAGCGAGAGCCCGCCUAGCUCCAUUGAAAGAACUCUCGUUGCCGCGUCUCGAACUGCUGGCAUGCCUGCUGUCCACGCGUCUUUAUCGCCAUAUCUCGACGGUAGAAGCCUUAAAGGUUGCCCCCAUUCACUUCUGGACGGAUUCAAGCAUCGCGCUCCAAUGGAUUCAGUGCGACACGAACACUCGCCCCUCCUUUGUCAAGUCGAUGGUGGCAAAAAUCUUAUCGUCUUCACGACCGGAACAAUGGCGGCACUGCAACGGACGCGACAACCCCGCAGACCUAGUGACCCGCGGCAUCUCCGCCAGGUGCCUACGGAACAGCCCGCUGUGGUGGAGUGGUCCUCCCUGGCUGUCCGCAGGCGAUAUCGGCCCUCCUACAAUUCCAGACCCAAAUGUCAACGACACCUGCACGACGGUGAGCGCUGCACCGGAAGCUCCCGAUACCGAAGUGGUCGUUCAUCCAGUGUCGGCCACGCAGAACUGGAUGGACCUCUCAGCUUACAGCACCCUCUCUCGACUUCUCCGAGUUACGGCUUGGUGCGCUAGGUUCGUCCGCAACAGUAGGCCCCGCCAACCGUGUACAACGGGUCCACUUACGUCCGAAGAGCUUCGACACGCCGAAACCAUAUGGGUCUCACAUGUCCAAACCGAAGCCUUUCGGGACGACAUCUUGGCGCUCAGACACGGCAGCGUUGCUGCGACAUCUUCGUCGGUACGUGUUUUCCAGCCAUUUCUCGACGCCUCCGGAAUACUGCGCGUCGGCGGUCGUCUUCACCAACUUCAAGAUUCGUACCAGAUCAAGCAUCCCAUCCUCCUACCGCCUAAGCAUCGAUUCACGGAGCUCAUCAUACUCGACGCCCACCAGCGCUUGCUACACGCCGGCGUGCAAGACACCAUCGCCGAGGUCCGAAGCACAUUUUGGGUUGUCCGCGGACGGCAAACCACAAGGCGUGUCCUUCGCUCAUGCUUGACCUGCCGCAGACUAAGGGCGCACCUUGAGACAGCCCCAGUGUCACCUCUACCUCGGGAGCGUAUAACGCCGGCAAAUCCGUUCACAGUUGUCGGCGUAGAUUUCGCGGGACCGCUCUAUAUCUCAAGGUCGGCUUCUCCCAAGACGUACGUAGCCCUUUUCACGUGCGGUGUCACAAGGGCCGUCCACCUCGAACUUGUGUCCUCUAUGAGCGUGCCUGAUUUCCUGCUUGCCUUCCGACGGUUCAUCUCUAGGCGUGGGGUACCCUCCCUCAUCUUUUCCGACAACGCUCGCACCUUUCGCAAAUGCUCGUCCCUCCUCUCCCUGGUUAGCGCAAGAGAUGUACUAGACUUUGCCACCCAGCAUCGCAUCGCCUGGCGAUUCAUUGUUGAGCGAGCUCCUUGGUGGGGAGGCUGGUGGGAACGGCUCAUACGAACUGUAAAGGAAGCCCUAAGACGCUGCCUUGGGAGAAAGCGCCUCACCUUUGAGCAGUUAACUACGACACUCUGUGAAGUAGAAGCCAUCGUCAACUCCCGCCCACUCACGCAUAUUGGAGCUGAUCCCGGGGAGCUUGAGCCACUUACCCCAUCCCACUUUCUGUUAGGGAAACGAGCAGUGGCUUUGCCUGAUGAAUUCGCUGCCGAUGCAUCACGCCAGAACGACCUGCGGCUCAGUUUUCGUGUCAUUCAUCAGGCAAGGAAGCAGUUCUGGAAGCGCUGGACGCGCGAAUACCUCCUUCAGCUGCGGUCAGCGCACGCAACCUCCUCACCAGCAGUGUCCGAGACGCAACUGAGGGAAGGCGACGUCGUGCAAGUGCAAGAAGACCAUCUCCGUCCAUCGUUUUGGAAGUUGGCUCGCGUGUCAAGCGUCAUACGAGGGCGAGACGGCGUCGUACGGGCGUGCUCGCUGCGCCUGGCCAACGGGUCAUCAAUCGUCCGACCCGUCCAAAGGCUUUGUCGCCUCGAAGUUGACGCGCCCCAAGUCCCGGCGCGGGAUGAUGUUGCAUAA